Molecule: messenger RNA, 5211 nt
Organism: Myripristis murdjan (pinecone soldierfish)
Lineage: Eukaryota; Metazoa; Chordata; Actinopteri; Holocentriformes; Holocentridae
Gene: xpo7
Product: exportin 7
Exons: 28
Coding region: 12-3365 (1117 amino acids)
Biological process (GO): protein export from nucleus
Cellular component (GO): cytoplasm; nuclear pore
Molecular function (GO): nuclear export signal receptor activity; small GTPase binding
Source: RefSeq, a predicted model, not a curated record
CAGGGAAAUGAAUGGGGAUUUUCUCCUGCACGAAGGCGACUACUAGGGGCGCUGUUGUCUAUACUCAUAAGCGGGGGAGUGAGAGGUGCAUGAAAUGGAGAAAAAUGGCGGAUCAUGUGCAGGGCCUUGCCCAGCUGGAGAUCCUAUGUAAGCAGCUAUAUGAGACUACCGACACAGCCGUCCGACACCAGGCAGAGAAAGCUCUGGUGGAGUUCACCAACAGCCCAGACUGUCUCAGCAAAUGCCAGCUACUACUGGAGAGAGGCAGUUCGUCAUACUCUCAGCUGCUUGCUGCUACCUGUUUGUCUAAACUGGUAUCUCGAACCAGCAACCCUCUACCCCUUGAGCAGCGCAUUGACAUCCGGAACUAUGUGUUAAAUUAUCUGGCGACACGGCCAAAGCUAGCAGCGUUUGUGACCCAGGCCUUGAUUCAGCUGUACGCCAGGAUCACCAAGCUGGGCUGGUUUGACUGUCAGAAGGACGACUAUGUCUUCAGAAACGUCAUCGCUGAUGUUACACGCUUUCUACAGGAUAGUGUUGAACACUGCAUCAUAGGAGUCACCAUUCUCUCUCAGCUGACCAAUGAGAUCAAUCAGGCCGACACAACGCAUCCUCUGACCAAGCACAGGAAGAUAGCAUCGUCAUUCAGAGAUUCCUCCCUCUUUGACAUUUUCACUCUCUCCUGCAACUUGCUGAAACAGGCUUCAGGGAAGAACCUGAACCUGAAUGAUGAAUCCCAGCAUGGUUUGCUGAUGCAGCUGCUGAAGCUCAGCUACAACUGUCUCAACUACGAUUUCAUUGGAACUUCCACAGACGAGUCCUCAGAUGACCUCUGCACCGUACAGAUCCCGACCUCUUGGAGAUCAGCAUUUCUUGAUUCCUCCACCCUACAACUCUUUUUCAAUUUAUAUCAUUCCAUCCCACCAUCCCUUUCACCGCUGGUGUUGUCAUGUCUUGUUCAGAUAGCCUCUGUCAGGCGGUCUCUCUUCAACAAUGCAGAGCGAGCGAAGUUCCUCUCACACUUGGUAGAUGGAGUUAAGAGGAUACUAGCAAACCCACAAUGUUUGCCAGAUCCUAACAACUACCAUGAGUUUUGUCGUCUGCUGGCGAGACUGAAGAGUAACUACCAGCUGGGGGAGCUGGUUAAAGUAGAAAACUACCCUGAAGUCAUACGCCUCAUAGCCAACUUCACUGUCACCAGUCUGCAGCACUGGGAGUUCGCCCCCAACAGCGUUCACUACUUGCUGAGUCUAUGGCAGCGUCUGGCAGCGUCUGUCCCCUAUGUUAAAGCCACUGAGCCUCAUCUGUUGGAGACCUACACUCCUGAGGUCACCAAGGCCUACAUCACAUCGCGGCUGGAGUCGGUCCAUGUCAUCCUCAGAGAUGGUUUGGAAGACCCUCUGGAUGACGCGGGCCUGGUCCAGCAGCAGUUGGACCAGCUGUCGACUAUCGGGAGGUGUGAGUACGAGAAGACGUGCGCCCUGCUGGUGCAGCUCUUCGACCAGGCGGCUCAGACCUACCAGGAGCUCCUGCAGUCCACCAACUCCAGCACCGCAGACAUCACUGUGCAGGAGGGACGGUUGACAUGGCUGGUUUACAUAAUUGGAGCAGUAAUCGGCGGUCGGGUGUCGUUCGCCAGUACAGACGAACAGGAUGCCAUGGAUGGAGAGCUAGUAUGUCGGGUGCUGCAGCUGAUGAACUUGACAGACUCGCGGCUAGCCCAGGCUGGGAACGAGAGACUGGAGCUGGCCAUGCUCAGCUUCUUUGAACAGUUCAGAAAGAUCUACAUCGGUGACCAGGUGCAAAAAUCAUCAAAGCUUUACCGCCGGCUAUCGGAGGUUCUCGGGCUGAAUGAUGAGACGAUGGUGCUCAGCGUCUUUAUUGGGAAAAUCAUCACCAAUCUGAAGUACUGGGGCCAGUGUGAACCAAUCACCUCCAAGACACUUCAGCUUCUCAACGACCUCUCCUUAGGAUACAGCAGCGUGAGGAAGCUGGUGAAGCUCAGUGCUGUCCAGUUCAUGCUGAACAACCACACAAGCGAGCACUUCUCCUUCCUGGGAGUGAACAACCAGUCAAAUCUCAGCGACAUGCGUUGUCGGACCACCUUCUACACUGCACUUGGACGCCUGCUAAUGGUCGACCUAGGCGAGGACGAGGACCAGUUUGAGCAAUUCAUGCUGCCUCUGACGGCUGCCUUUGAAGCUGUGGCUCAGAUGCUGAGCACAAACACCUUCAAUGAACAGGAAGCCAAGAGGACGUUGGUGGGGUUGGUCCGAGACCUGCGAGGCAUUGCGUUCGCCUUCAAUGCCAAGACGAGCUUCAUGAUGCUCUUUGACUGGAUAUAUCCAGCUUACAUGCCCAUCCUGCAGAGAGCAAUAGAGCUGUGGUACCACGACCCAGCAUGCACCACGCCUGUCCUCAAACUCAUGGCUGAGCUCGUUCACAACAGGUCCCAAAGGCUACAGUUUGACGUGUCGUCACCCAAUGGGAUCCUGCUGUUCAGAGAAACCAGCAAGAUGAUCACUACCUACGGAAAUCGCAUCCUGACGCUGGGUGAGGUCCCCAAGGACCAGGUGUACGGGGUGAAGCUGAAGGGAGUCAGCGUAUGUUUCGCGAUGCUCAAGGCUGUCCUCAGUGGCAAUUACGUCAACUUCGGGGUCUUCCGUCUGUAUGGCGACGACGCUCUGGACAAUGCCUUGCAGACCUUCAUCAAACUACUGCUGUCCAUCCCUCACAGUGACUUACUAGACUAUCCCAAGCUUAGCCAGUCAUUCUACUCUCUGUUGGAAGUGCUGACUCAGGACCACAUGAAUUUCAUCGCUAGUCUGGAGCCACAUGUGGUCAUGUACAUCCUGUCGUCAAUAUCAGAAGGGCUCACCGCGCUGGAUACGAUGGUGUGCACAGGAUGCUGCUCCAGUCUGGACCACAUCGUAACCUACCUGUUCAAGCAGCUCUCGCGCUCCACCAAAAAACGGCCCGCUCCAAUGGCAACAGAUGAUCGUUUCCUGCACAUCAUGCAGCAGCACCCAGAGAUGAUUCAACAGAUGCUCUCCACCGUUCUGAACAUCAUCAUCUUUGAGGACUGUCGAAACCAGUGGUCCAUGUCUCGGCCUCUUUUAGGCUUGAUCCUACUCAACGAGAAGUAUUUUGCAGACCUGAGGAACAGCAUUGUGAACAGCCAGCCCCCAGAGAAGCAGCAAGCCAUGCACUUGUGUUUUGAGAACUUGAUGGAGGGAAUCGAGCGCAACCUGCUAACCAAGAAUCGGGACAGGUUCACGCAGAACCUGUCCGUGUUCAGGAGGGAAGUCAACGACAGCAUGAAGAACUCGACGUAUGGGGUCAACAGCAACGACAUGAUGAGCUGACAUUCCACACGGCAGAGUCUUAUCCAAACGCACCCAGAGUCCCCCGUCCUCGCUCCUCCACCGCUCUCCUCCCCACCAGCACUUCCCCCUCCGCAUCAGCCUUUCUCCGCCCUUGGGCCAGGAUGCCUAGGGAUCAUUUCUUAACCCCAAGAUAACCAGCUGCUGCAUGUGCAGUAGCUUAUCGGGGUAUUGAUAAAUAUAACAAAUAAACCACCAUGCAUCUCUUUUACGUUGCACCUUCUCAUUUCUUUUUUUUUUUCUUUUUUCUUUUUUUUUUUUUUUUCUUUUUUGGUCCCCACCGCCCCUGCCCCCCUCCUUUUUGAUAUAAGCAUAUAUAAAUAUAUACAGAUCUAUUUUAAAGCCAGUCCGCAGUGGUCUCAAGGGGCCACUAAUCUGGCUGUCCUAUGAGUGGAGGGGUUGGGGUUUUGGGGGUCCGGAGGUGGGAAGUGAGGGUGCACCUCUACGCACUCUGGAGGGAGCAAAUCAUUGAAAAGAGUGAAGGAGGGAGUGCUCUGGAUGAAAAGGGGGAAUGAAUGCCGGUAAACGUAGUAAUCUGCUUCUGCCUGCCUUGUAUAGAAAACACACAAAACAAGUGUACAUUUUUUUUUCGUAACAUUUUGAACAAUGUUUAUAAUGAUUGAAUUUAAAAACACAAGCUGAGUUAAAAAAAAAAAAAUGAGUGAUUGAGCUUUUUACAGUGUAGUGAGUUAGUGCACCUGUCUGUCUGUGUGGGGAGCGAGCUUUCCACGAGAGCUGAAGAGCGGGACGAGAGAGAGAGAGAGAGAAAGGCAGUGUAACCUGAGCUGUGUGGAGUGGCCAGAGAGGAACACAGAGCACUUAGGCUGCAGAGUUGGCAAGAUGAAAGGAAAAAGAGGUACAUACACUAAUAAAGAUGGAGAGUCAGAGCAUCCAUGUUGUACAUUUUUCUCAGUCUCUGGUCAGAGUGAUGUAAAUAGCCACUUCCCUUGCGGCAGCAGGCUUGGCAGGAUUUAGCUCCCUGGCUUGUCUGUCACAGCUCUGCCCUUCUCAAAGCAAUCGCUACACACUAGACCCAUGCCCUGUAGGUCUUCUGUGCAUACACUUGCUUGUUCCCCUUUACAGUUUGCAAUGAUUGAUGUGUAAGCAAUAUGGUAAUAGCUACAUUUUACCCUCUGGUAGGCUGGGUGCAGUUUCCACCAUUUUGUUUACACUCUGGAUCCCUUGGACCAGGUUUUGGGACCGCCCCAUUCUUAGGACUAGGUCCUGCAGUGGAGUCCUCUUUUAGGUGGGUGGGUGGGUGGGUGUGUGUGUGCGCAAGUACGUGUUAUUGUCUGCCUGUGUGUGAGUGAGUGUGUGUGUGUGUGUGUGUGUGUGUGUGUGUGGUGAAAUGGCUCUCUGUUGCCUGGUGUGUAUGUGGCGUCCCAUGGUGCUGCGACUGCUAGAACCUCUGAUGACAGCCGGGGUCUGGGCCACCGGAGAACAACUCGUUCCCAGUUCCGGCGCAUCAGCAUUGAAACAUUAGUUCUUGUCAUCAGAGCUCCCUGAAGGAAUCCAGUUUUAUUUUAAAUAUUUGAAGAAUAUUGCAUCAACUCUGGUAGAAGUCAGAGCAGUGUAAAAAGAGAUACAGGAAUGGAGUAUAUUAGCAACUUGUGUUAUUCUUCUACGAUGUUGCUGCUAACUGUUUGUGACAACUAGCUCAUCUCUAACCAUGUCAGCACUCAUGGAUGUUCAUUUGAGUUUCUAAUUUUUGGUUUGUCCCUGAUGUGAAUGUGUUGGGUCCAUAGAGUGAAUAGCUGUUUGAGUCGUUUGGAUGUCUGCUACAUAUAGUGUAAGCAUUGUGACUGCAAAUAAACCUCCUUGGUUUGUA